CAAAAAAAGGGAUUGAGGAGGGGCUGGGCUGGGGUAGUGGGUAAGGGAAGGGGGUGUGUGCAGAGCUAGAGGACUCCUCUCUGUCUUUAACAAGGGGGGAGGAUCAGAGGCAGUGGUGAAGAAUGAUGCUAAUAGCAGACUUGCUUAACGUCGCAGACACAGAGCAGUGCGACUUGACCAGGAUGGCAGCGCGUCGCGUGUAAGCGGGGGAUGGCGUUGGGAGGACCAGCCAUCGCCCUGCAGGGCUCGGCGAGGGCUGGGGACAUGGACAACUACAGGAAAGUGCGCAAGACGGAGGAGCAGAGCCCUCUGCCCUUCGAGAACUUACCCCCGGACAUCGUGGAGAUGAAGGUGAAGGAGGGCAGCAAGAUCAGGAACCUGAUGGGCUUCGCCAUGGGCAGGAUGGAGACGGAGGACACCAGGCAGAUCGUGUUCAGCGGCUCGGGCAGAGCCGUGACCAAGACCAUCACCUGCGUGGAGAUCAUGAAGAGGAGAGUCUCGGGGCUCCACCAGAUCACCAAACUGCGCUACAAGAGCGUGCAGGAGGUGUGGGAGCGGAGGGAGCCCGAGCCGAGCGCACACAACCUGACUCUGCUCAAGAACGUGCCGUCCAUCUGCAUCCUCCUGUCCAAGGACCCCCCGGACAUCACCGCCGCCGGGUACCAGUCCCCAGAGACCAGGGACGGGCUGUGGACAGGGACCGAGGGGUCGGCAAUAAUGAGAGGAUUCGUUGGGUUGCAGCAGAUGUUACACCAGCACCAGAUGAUAGCCCUGCUGGAGAUGUGUGAGCGCACGCCUUGUGAGGACAGGUUCGGGCUUGAUUGUCAGAGCCAAAUAGUCUUCAGACCCUCACUGUGA
Messenger RNA from Callorhinchus milii (elephant shark), 858 nucleotides. RefSeq names its product ribonuclease P and MRP subunit p25. The record is from RefSeq and is a predicted model, not a curated record. The transcript is spliced from 4 exons. NCBI's taxonomy places the organism in Eukaryota, Metazoa, Chordata, Chondrichthyes, Chimaeriformes, Callorhinchidae. Gene Ontology annotation, cellular component: ribonuclease MRP complex. The coding region runs from base 211 to 858 and encodes 215 amino acids. Gene Ontology annotation, biological process: tRNA 5'-leader removal. Gene Ontology annotation, molecular function: RNA binding.